Molecule: messenger RNA, 472 nt
Organism: Ctenocephalides felis (cat flea)
Lineage: Eukaryota; Metazoa; Arthropoda; Insecta; Siphonaptera; Pulicidae
Product: sarcoplasmic calcium-binding protein 1-like
Exons: 4
Coding region: 14-472 (152 amino acids)
Molecular function (GO): calcium ion binding
Source: RefSeq, a predicted model, not a curated record
AAGUUUAACAAAAAUGGCAUAUAGUUGGGACAACCGAGUUACAUUUUUAAUUGAUCAUUUAUAUGAUGUGGACCACAACGGAUAUCUAAACAGGGACGAUUUUCUGUGUACUGCCCUGAGAUCAACGGUCAGGGCAGGUCUUGGUUCGGUCUCGUUAUCCUCCCUGCAGGAUGAGCAGAGGCUGAUGCUCAGUCUUUGGGAAGAAAUUGCCGACAUAGCGGAUCUCAACCAAGAUGGUAUUAUAACAGUUGAAGAAUUCAAACAAGCAGUACAAGCCACAUGUGUUGGUAAACAUUAUGAAGAAUUUCCACAGGUUCCAAGCUCUAUUCGCGCCUCGGAACGCUUGGUAUCAAGCAGUAGUGAUAUCAGUUUUCACUUGAAUAUAGAUCUUAAUAUGAUCUCAGGUAAAAAUAGCCUCUCGGGGCAUUGCUGCAAUAUAUUACAACCAAUAAAGAAAGUAACACCGGGUUGA